Messenger RNA from Schistocerca americana (American grasshopper), 527 nucleotides. Its product is annotated as odorant receptor 7a-like. The record is from RefSeq and is a predicted model, not a curated record. Gene Ontology annotation, biological process: sensory perception of smell; detection of chemical stimulus involved in sensory perception of smell. The transcript is spliced from 3 exons. Gene Ontology annotation, cellular component: plasma membrane. NCBI's taxonomy places the organism in Eukaryota, Metazoa, Arthropoda, Insecta, Orthoptera, Acrididae. Gene Ontology annotation, molecular function: odorant binding; olfactory receptor activity. The coding region runs from base 40 to 309 and encodes 89 amino acids.
GACGUGGGAGCCGUCCUCAAGUGCUGGGCUGCCCUGCCUAUGGUGGGCAUCCAGAUCUUCCUGUACUGCUCGGGAGCCCACGACAUCAUGGAGCAGGCGGAGACGGUGUCCAGCGCGGCUUACGACUGCUCCUGGUUGGGGGCGGACCGGAGGCGGCGACGCGCGCUGCUGCUGGUCAUGUGCCGAGCCCAGAGGCCGCUGCAGCUCACAGCAGGCAAGCUCUACCCUAUCAACAGGCCCACAUUCCUCUCGCUUUUGCAGGUGACCUACUCUUACUACACAUUGCUUCAGAACCUGAACAGUCGAUAAGAAGAAAACUUCAUAUUAGAGGAGCACUAUGGAUUAAAAGAAUGGACUACCACCAGCCCCUUUCCUUAGAAGGAUUUCUGGAAAAUCAUUAUCACAUCCACACCAGCAAUCAACACUGUCAUUCUUGUUAUAGCCAGAAAGAAAUUAAUGAGGCAGAUUGCUUUUCUGCACAGAGUAGAACAACAUGUUAAUCAUGGAUUGUACAAGUUUCUGUUUUA